Caenorhabditis briggsae is the source of this 576-nucleotide messenger RNA. Lineage: Eukaryota; Metazoa; Nematoda; Chromadorea; Rhabditida; Rhabditidae. Bases 1 to 576 code for a protein of 191 amino acids. The record is from RefSeq and is a predicted model, not a curated record. The transcript is spliced from 4 exons.
AUGUUUCUUACCGUUCUUCUCAUGGCACCAGUCAUCUUCAAUCAGUGUGGCAAAGGGAAAAAAGGAAAGAAGAAAACGCUGACGACGUCUGCAGCUUCGAAGAGUCAAGUUUCGAAGCAGGAGAAAAAUAAGAAAAAUAAGAAAGGAGGGAAGGCUGAAAAAAAUCCGCAAACUGAGGAAUCAAUAUCGAAUGUUAAUGAUGAUGAUAAGAAGUCGAAGAAGUCGAAAAAAGCCAAGAAAACUGUGGACACGCUGAUGCAGACAGACACGAAAAUGGGCGAUGAGUCGAAGAGAAAAUCGCAGAAAACGAAGACGGAAGAAAAUGAUAAGCUGCCGACCAAAACUAAAACCGAGGACGAACAAAAACCGCCAUCACCGAAAAAAGAGGAGAAUCUGACGUUGACUCCAACGCAACCAGUUAAUCAAAAUCAAGCUCCGCCCCCUGAGCAGGAAUACAAGCCACCUCCAGAGCAUGAACGACCAAAGCAUCCUGGUUUUGAAGCACAGUUGGAACCCGGGGAGGACAACAAAACGAUCCAACAAGUCGUUCAGUUUACUGAUGCUCAAGAUUUCUAG